Vigna angularis (adzuki bean) is the source of this 1538-nucleotide messenger RNA. RefSeq names its product UDP-glycosyltransferase 90A1. The transcript has a single exon. Bases 93 to 1502 code for a protein of 469 amino acids. Gene Ontology annotation, molecular function: UDP-glycosyltransferase activity. The record is from RefSeq and is a predicted model, not a curated record. Lineage: Eukaryota; Viridiplantae; Streptophyta; Magnoliopsida; Fabales; Fabaceae.
UACAAUACGUCCCAUGCCCAGUGACUUCGGUCCCCGACACAUCACCGAAUAAGCUUGUGACAAGUUACAGAGAAGGUUAGGCUGAAAAAGGAAUGGGUCUAAUUCCUUCCGAUGGCACACGUUCCCACGUUCUUCUCUUCCCGUUCAUGUCAAAAGGGCACACCAUACCCCUUCUCCACUUCGCCCAACUCCUCCUCCGUCGUUCCAUAUCUGUCACCGUCGUCACCACCCCCGCCAACCACCCUUUCAUCACGGAGUUCCUAGAGGGAACCACCGCCUCCGUGGUCACGCUGUCGUUCCCCACCGUCACAAACAUCCCCGUUGGAGUGGAGAGCACAGACAAGCUUCCCUCCAUUUCACUCUUCUACGAGUUCGCCACUGCCACUUCAGCGAUACAACCUCAGUUCGAACAACUCCUCCAGACACUUCCACCUGUAAACUUCAUGGUCACCGACGGCUUCCUCUGGUGGACUCUAGACUCAGCCACUAUGUUCGGAAUCCCCCGGUUUGUCUACUACGGCAUGAACUGCUACAGUUCAAGCGUUUCCAUUGAAGCAAUGACAAAGGGGAUUCUUAACGGCUCCCAACCGGACAACGAGUUAGUUGCGUUGACUCAGUUCCCGUGGAUCAGAGUCUGCAAAGAAGACUUUGACCCUUCCUUCAGAAACCCUAACCCCAAUAAUGUUGCACACAAGUUCAACAUGAAUUCAAUAUCAUCCACACAUCGCAGUCAUGGCAUGUUGGUUAACAGCUUCUACGAGCUUGAGUCUACCUUUGUUGAUUACUUGAAAGCGGGGUCUUCUCCUAAAGGUUGGUGCGUUGGCCCUCUUUGUUUGGCUGAAUGGACGCCGAAGGUUUACCCUGAUGAAGGUCUGAAACCCAGGUGGGUGACGUGGUUGGACCAGAAGCUUGAAGAAAAGCGCCAUGUUCUGUACGUGGCGUUUGGGUCGCAAGCUGAGAUUUCAGUUGAGCAACUGGGAGAGAUAGCAUUGGGGUUGGAAGAAUCGGAGGUGAGUUUCCUGUGGGUGAUGAGGAAAGAGGAGUGGGGUGUUCCUGAUGGGUUUGAAGAAAGGGUGAAGGGUAGAGGGAUGGUGGUGAGAGAGUGGGUGGAUCAGAGAGAGAUUCUGAUGCAUGGGAGUGUGGAAGGGUUUGUGAGCCACUGUGGGUGGAACUCGGUGCUGGAGAGCGUGUGCGCUGGGGUUCCUAUUUUGGCGUGGCCAAUGAUGGCAGAGCAGUAUUUGAAUGCGAGAAUGGUGGAAGAGGAGGUGAAGGUGGGGCUGAGGGUGGAAACGUGUGAUGGAUCAGUGAGAGGGUUUGUGAAAAGGGAAGGGCUAAAGAAGACGGUGAUGGAGAUGAUGGAAGGGGACAAGGGGAGAAAAGCAAGACAGAAAGUCAGGGAAUUGGCUGAGAAGGCAAAAUUCGCUACGCAAGAGGGUGGUUCAUCGUGGUCAACGUUGGAGUCACUGCUGACCGAGGGAUGUGAUUCUCGAGAUAAAGAGUGAUUUUAUUUCAAACGAAUUUAACAACUUUCUUUUUUA